Labeo rohita (rohu) is the source of this 4584-nucleotide messenger RNA. RefSeq names its product chromodomain protein, Y-like (gene cdyl). The record is from RefSeq and is a predicted model, not a curated record. Bases 501 to 2258 code for a protein of 585 amino acids. Gene Ontology annotation, cellular component: nucleus. Lineage: Eukaryota; Metazoa; Chordata; Actinopteri; Cypriniformes; Cyprinidae. The transcript is spliced from 7 exons. Gene Ontology annotation, molecular function: transcription corepressor activity.
UGUUGUUUAAACUAUUGCGGAUUUACGUCAGUUAUGUUCCAUUAGACAUACACUCAUAAUCAACAUCGAUAAAGAUUUGCAAAACGCAGAUGACCGUCGUUCACAGCUCUAUCACGAGGGUUGCAGGCAGUGCAAACUCAUCUCGACUCUAAUCUGCGUUCGAUUGAGACUUCCUGUGUGGCAGCACUGAGAGCAGGCGAGCGCGUAAUCAGCACUGCCUACAGACUAGUUCACGGUAACACUCUCUAAAAUUGCCGCCUGGACCGACAAAAGUAGUCGUUUGGACUUCAGCGGGAAUGAAACGCUUUAUUCUCGCUAUAAUGUUGUCGGAUAGACGUUGAGUGCGAGAACUAGACAGCAAAGAGAUCCUCGGUGCGGGUCAAGCACAUCUCACCCGACCAACUGAAAAAGGAGGAGAGGCCAAAAAAGACAACUGCAACUGGAGGAAAAAAGUGUCUACAAUCCUCACGGAUUGCCACAACGUCGAAGAUUAUCGUGACAUGAUGGCUACGGAGGAACUCUACGAGGUGGAGAGAAUAGUAGGCAAGCGUAAGAACAAAAAGGGCAAGACUGAGUACCUGGUCCGCUGGAGAGGCUACGGCUUUGAGGGAGACACCUGGGAGCCGGAGAAUCACCUGUCAAGCUGCAUCGAGUUCAUCCAUGAAUUUAAUCGGCAACACAGCGAGAAGCAAAAAGACGGCGCUUUACUCCGUUCCACGCGCAGCUCUCCCAACACAGCCGGAGGCAACACUAGCAUCAACGCUCGCAAACAAAUCAGCAGGCCUCAGCAGCCCUCAGCGAGUCCUAACACAGCGAAGACCUCUCCACCCACCCAGAGCACACCCUCCACAAAACGGCUUCAGCCAGCACAGCAUUCACCACACAACAGUGAUACGCAGCAGCAGAAGGGUAAGCGUUCGGCUGGUGUGAGUAGCACCGGUGUUACAAGCACAGUUACUGACACUGCUCCGACGGCAGCGCCGCCCGCUGCUCCAACUGUGAGCGCGCUGCGCCGUAGUAUGGACCUGGCUAAAUCUGGCAUCAAAAUCCUAGUGCCAAAGAGCCCAAUGAACAGCCGCACAGACACAGAGGAGUCUCCCAGUGAAGCGGCGCAAAGUCUGGAGCAGGGAGGCCAAGAGCCAGAUGCUGUGCCCCCUGAAGUGGCCUUACUGGAGAAACCUGCCAUAGUUGUGCGUGUACCAGGAGAGGAGCGGGCUCGUAUGGGCACGAGGCCCAGAACGCAUACAGCCCUUCCGCCACCGCAGAUUCCCAUUACCCCUGCUGCCGUCCGCACGUUAAACGGGAAAGGAGUGACAACCCUCAUGGAGGCCUCGUCUGCAAAUGGAACAGCCAUUACUCAGAGUGGUGCGGCAGGAGUGAUGAGCAGCUCAGGGCUGACAGGCAAAAGGCGUUUUGAGGACCGUGCAACUUUCGACAAGCGUCUGCGCUUCAGUGUUCGUCAAACUGAGAGUGCUUACCGCUACAGGGACAUAGUAGUUAAGAAACAAGAUGGUUUUACACACAUUCUGUUUUCUACAAAGACCUCGGAGAACAACUCACUGAACCCUGAUGUAAUGAAAGAGGUUCAGAGUGCCAUGGCCACAGCUGCAGCUGACGACAGUAAACUUGUUCUACUGAGCGCCGUGGGAAACGUCUUCUGCUUUGGCCUCGACUUCAUCUACUUUAUUAGGCGGCUCACGGAUGACAGGAAAAAAGAAAGCAUUAAAAUGGCGGAGACAAUCAGAACUUUCGUCAACACAUUCAUCCAGUUCAAGAAGCCCAUCAUUGCUGCUGUGAAUGGCCCUGCUAUUGGCCUCGGAGCAUCUAUCUUGCCUCUGUGUGAUGUCAUCUGGGCCAACGAGAAAGCUUGGUUCCAGACUCCUUACACAAUCUUUGGCCAAACCCCAGACGCCUGCUCCUCUGUAACAUUCCCUCUCAUCAUGGGAGUCGCCUCAGCUAAUGAAAUGCUACUGAGCGGGAGGAAGUUGACAGCUCAGGAGGCUUGUGCCAAAGGACUCGUGUCCCAGGUUCUGUGGCCAGGGACCUUCACACAGGAAGUCAUGGUCCGCAUUAAGGAGCUAGUAUCUUGUAAUUCAGUUGUUCUGCGCGAGUCCAAAGCACUGGUGAGGAACAUUAACCGGGCCGCCCUGGAGCAGGCCAACGAGCGGGAAUGUGAGGCACUUAAGAGGGUCUGGGGCUCUCCUCAGGGCAUGGACUCCAUACUCAAAUAUCUCCAGAAGAAAAUCGAUGAAUUCUAAGUCACUUAAAUGUCCUACGGGUGUCACAACCUCCAUCCUCAAGUGCCUGAUGUUAUUUAAACAAGGUUUGUCAGUGGUUACUUUCUUAGAUGGAACUCCCCAGACUCGGCACGGUCAAACCCGCACUUCAUCUUCGUCCAGGACGUAUUUCCUUUUCAUCAGACUGCAGAAAGCAGCGUCUCACUCUGCUACACUUGAUUAUGACUUCAAUGCAAAGUCUGUGAUAAAUCUUGCACUGCGCAGAAGGACCGAAUGCCUCGAUAUGUCUAAAUUCCUGUCAUCUUUCAGCUCAAUCUCUGUUGUUUCAGGACAAGUAAUGACUUUGUCAUAGAGGUAAUAUGGAUUUGGGCUACUUUUUGACACACCACCUAUGCAGACUGAUUGAGGAAAGAAGGAUAAUGUCAGUUUAAUUUAAGAAAGGGAUGCAUGAGACUUCAACGAGUUGCGCUAAACUAACGGAUUGCAUUUAGAAUCAAGUCUUUAGUGGGUAGCAGGCUUUUCUUUAGUAGGUACUUUUUUUAUUCAGAAACUACAAGUCAUCUCAAGCCUUGAAUAUUCAGGCAAAUCUUGCUGGCAUUUACAUCGGCCAGCCCUUCGAAGUCAUUUUUAAGAAUGGAAACAAGAAAACAGACAGCUUUGAGAUUUAGCAUCAGUGCUGUUUCUUGAAACUACUAAUUGAAUUUCUGAUUUAUACAAUGAUCAAAUGAACAAAAUGAGGAUUUGCAAGGCGCUGGCUUAGUGGGAAUUAACAGUUAUUUGUAUCAAAGUUAACUUUUGUACCUGGCUUAAUUUUAAAAGUUUUCUGCUUAGAAUUUCAUUUGUAUGCAUACAAACUGUUUGCUUUUUUUGAAUAAGAUACCACCAAAUAAUUUUGAUGUAAAUGUUGUUGACACAAUAUUUCUAAUUUAAUAACUUAUGACAUUGUGAAUGAGGGGUGUUCCUCAUGAGUCAAUAAAGGAUGCUGGCGUUUUAAAUUUGCAUCCUUUUUUUUCUGCUGGUUCAAACAGACCGGACUGCUGUAUCAUCAGAAGAGCCCUGGAGAUCCAACAACCAUCUCUGAGGGAAGAUCCUACUGAAAUCCACCCUGAACAUCUGUAGUGACUAGCUAGUAUGCACUGUCUGUUAUUAAAUAGAAUGGCUUUUUUUUUUUCUUUUUUUUUUUUCCAUAAUUUUUUUGUGGGUAGGGAUUGCGUUAGAAAAUGGGUUGCCAGAUUGUGGGUGUCUACAUAAAAUGCAUAACAAAAUGUGACUUUGCAAACGUUUUUUUUUUUUUUUUUUUUUUUUCCCCCCAGUGCUAAAGUCCUACCUCUCAAAAUCCCCAUUUUUAUUUUUUUAGUAAUUAAGCGCCUGUUCAAACUGUUAAAAUAUCAUUUCUGGUACAGAUUAUCUAUGCACUAUUUCUUACUCAACUCCAAACGUAUCCAAAUUGGUCACAUACUUUAACUGAAAUAUUACUUCAGGUAAGCCCCAAUAAUAAAAUGUGUAACUUAUAUAUGUUAUUAAUUGUGUUCAGUAUUUAUUGACCAUAGAUAGAGUUUGCUGAAGUGGUUCCUUAACAUGGAUUAACAGAUGCUUGUGUUUUCCCCUUCCCAAAUGAAUUCUUGUUUACGAAAUUAUAUUUAUGAUUGUGGAUAGAAUUGUUUUCUUUCUAUUAUACUUAUUGCUUUUGUUCAGUUCUUAUUUUUAUUGGAGAGUUUUCCAAAACAAUGUGGCGGGUGCAUUGUGACAUUAAUAAUGUCUUUUGUAUUUUAACUUGUGAUAUGGAAACUCUUAUAAACUGUCAAUGAAACUAGUUUUGAUCUGUGAUAAUUACCAUUUAAUAUCUGUUAAUAUCCCUGAAAGACAAAACCCAGAAACACAUCCUAAUUUUCUUAAUGCAGCUUUGCAAGAUCUGAAUUUUGUUUGUGAUUAUUUUUUUUUGUAAAUUUAUGACAUUUGAGCUCAACCCUCUUCUCUAUUAUGGAUGUCUUUUGAAUUCUGUAUACAGGGUGUUGUAGUUUGAUGUAAAACAUUGCUGACUCUAUACAUGAGGAAAAAAUAACUUUGUUCCAGUCUCUUCACUGACAAAAGUAUAUCUGUUAUCAGCAUUUUCUGACUUUCAGCAUAGCUGUACAUAUGUGAUCUGCCUUUAGUUUCAAAUGCUGGUCAAAACUAGAUUAUUUUAUAUAUAUAAUGGCAAGGCUUAUUUCUUAUAGUUGAUAUACUAAAUGCUAUAAAUUGUACAAUCUGUAAAGAUUAUUUUUAGGUUUCUGAACAUGUAACAGCUGUGAAAAUGACUGGUCCAAAUAAAUUGAUGAUAUUCUAUACUUUUUUUUUUUACUUACUC